AUGGAAACGACGCUCGGGCCGAAGAUGGCGGCCGAGCGGGGCGGAGGGGCGGGCUGCCCGGGUUCAGGCCCGGGCCCAAGCCGGGGGCGCCGGAGCGGGCUUCUGUGGGUCCGAGGCGUGUUGCUGCUGUUGGGCGGGCUCUGGGCAGGCACCACGUCUUUUCCUGUCUCCCUGGGCAGCGCCCGUCCCUGCCGGCACCACGUCUCCGCUGACGCCGAGGUCAUAAAUAAGGUUUAUCUUAAGGCAAAUCAUGUUGUAAAGAGAGACACUGAUGAGCAUUUAAGGAUCAAGACUGUCUAUGAUAAAAGUGUUGAAGAGUUGCUCCCUGAGAAAAGAUACCUUGUAAAGAACAAACUUUUCCCACAGGCUAUUUCUUAUUUAGAGAAGACUUUUCAGGUCCGUAGCCCUGCGGGUACUAUCUUACUGAGCAGGCAGUGUGCAACAAACCAAUAUCUCUGGAAGGAAAAUGAUCCUCACAGAUACUGUACUGGGGAGUGUGCAGAGCAUACCAAAUGCGGCCCAGUUAUAGUGCCCGAGGAACAUCUCCAGCAAUGCAGGGUCUGCCGUGGGGGUAACUGGUCGUGUGGAGCAGUAGGUGUGCCAGACCAAGAAGGCAUCAGGGAUGCAGACUUUGUUUUUUAUGUUGGUGCUCUGGCCACCGAGAGGUGCAACCAUGAAAACAUCAUCUCUUACGCAGCCUAUUGUCAGCAGGAAGCAAAAAUGGACAGGCCAAUAGCAGGAUAUGCUAACCUGUGUCCAAAUAUGAUCUCUACCCAGCCUCAGGAGUUUAUUGGGAUGCUGUCCACAGUGAAACAUGAGAUUAUUCAUGCCCUGGGCUUCUCUGCUGGGCUGUUUGCAUUCUACCAUGAUAAAGAUGGAAAACCUCUAACUUCAAGAUUUGCAGAUGGUCUCCCCCCUUUUAAUAAUAGUCUUGGAUUAUAUCAGUGGAGUGAUAAAGUAGUUCGAAAAGUGGAGAGAUCAUGGGAUGUUCGGGAUAACAAGAGAGUCCAUCACACUGUGUAUCUCCUGGUAACACCUCGUGUUGUUGAUGAAGCACGAAAGCACUUUAACUGUCCAAUUCUGGAGGGAAUGGAACUUGAAAAUCAAGGUGGUAUGGGCACUGAGCUCAACCAUUGGGAAAAGCGGUUAUUAGAGAAUGAAGCAAUGACUGGCUCUCACACCCAGAACCGAGUCCUCUCUCGAAUCACUCUGGCGUUAAUGGAGGACACUGGCUGGUAUAAAGCUAAUUACAGCAUGGCCGAGAAGUUAGACUGGGGCCGAGGCAUGGGCUGUGACUUUGCCACGAAGAGCUGUAAAUUCUGGAUUGAUCGGCAGAGACGGAAGAGGCAGAUGCCGACCCCUUACUGCGACACACUCAGAAGUAACCCACUGCAGUUAACCUGCAGACAGGACCAGAGAGCGGUCGCGGUGUGUAAUUUACAGAAGUUUCCGAAACCUUUACCGCGAGAGUACCAGUACUUUGAUGAACUCAGUGGAAUACCUGCUAAAGAUUUGCCUUAUUAUGGUGGUUCGGUAGAAAUUGCUGACUACUGCCCUUUCAGUCAAGAAUUCAGUUGGCAUUUAAGCGGAGAAUAUCAGCGUAGCUCAGAUUGUAGAAUACUGGAAAAUCAGCCAGAUCUUUUUAAAAACUAUGGUGCUGAAAAGUAUGGACCUCAUUCAGUUUGUUUAAUUCAGAAAUCAGCAUUUGUCAUGGAAAAGUGUGAAAGGAAGUUGAGUUACCCAGACUGGGGGAGUGGAUGUUAUCAGGUUUCUUGUUCUCCUCAAGGUCUAAAGGUUUGGGUCCAAAAUACUUCCUAUUUGUGUAGUCGGGCCGGGCAGGUCCUCCCUGUCAGUAUUCAGAUGAAUGGCUGGAUUCAUGGGGGAAAUCUGCUCUGCCCAUCGUGUUGGGACUUCUGUGAGCUCUGUCCUCCAGAAACAGAUCCUCCAGUUUCUAACCUGACCCGAGCUCUACCACUGGAUCUCUGUUCCCGUUCCUCCAGCCUGGUGGUCACCCUCUGGCUCCUGCUAGUCAAUCUGUUCCCUCUGCUGGCUGGAUUUCUUUUGUGUGUGUGGCACUAGGAAUGGAGAAGUGAACUCCCAAGACAUUCCUUUGUGUCGUGUUUCUCUGAAAAAAGCACAAAAUCUAGGCGGGUACCAGCCCAUGCAGAUGGCAGAAGUAGCGUUCCUGACCUUGUCUUGGAAGUGCUGACUACGUCAGACCUUGAAGCAGAGCUUCACAGCUGUCACUCCUCAUCAACAGCCCAACAGCCUCAGAGCGUGGAGAAGUAGAAGAAAUUCCAAGUCACCCAGUCUUUUUAUUUUUCAAGACACAUAAUCUUCUUGAAGUUUUCCUUUGAAAAUGGGAUAAUUAGUGGAAUUUUCAGACUGAUACAUACCUCAGCAUUUUCAUUAACCUAAAGUGAUAGAGAAGUUCAUUGUCAAUACUGAUAACCCUAAACAACAGCUAAUUAUCGCAACAUUACACGUUGUGGAUCCUGCCCUCAAAACUACCAGUCAUCCUUUGAUUUACAGAAAAUAAUUGAAUUGAGAUUUUUAGUCACUGUCAUGCCUUUUGGAGCCCUGGUGGCGCAGUUGUUAAGAGCUUGGCUGCAAACUGAGAUGUCGGCAGUUCAAAUCCACCAGCCACUCCUUGGGAACCCUGUGGGGCAGUUCUACUCUUUCCUAUAGGGUUGCUAUGAGUUGGAAUUGACUGGAAAGCAAUGGAUUUGGUUUGGUGUUUUUCGUAUGAUGCCUUGUUGUUCCAGAGUUUUUUUCAGUUGUUUUUGCUAACUGUUACGAUUUAACCAUCCAUGCCCUUUUCAAACCAGCUGUGUAGUAGUUUUACUACUAAACCAUCGGAGGUGUCUUGAUAGUCCUCUUCCAGCUGUAUCUGUAUUCACUGGUCUUCAGAGCUCAGCUUCCAACUGUAUUCUCCGUUAGUUUAAUAAUGACCUGAAAAAAUGUGGAAGCAGAGCGAAAAAAGUCUGUCCUGUAAAAACACUGAUGACAUGUAAACCGAAGAAACAUCAUUGUAUUUUUUUCAGGUAAUAGUUAUGGUAACUGUAACCCAACAGAAACAAAACUCCUCUUUUUUGACCAAUGACGAUAUAAGAGAAAUUCCAGUACAGACAGGUAUGCAUUUAUUUUCAGGCUGGCCAAGAUAUUGUUACAGAAGAAUUUCUAAUAUGAUCUGAAAUUUUUUUUUUAUGGAAAAGAGGGAGACUGUAAGUCAAAACUAGAUGGUCUGGAAUGUUUACUAAUAGCAAAGUAUAAGUUUGGUGUAGUUCCUAUCCAGCAGGAUCCACUUUACGGCGUAAAGUAUGGCUCAGUCUAUGGAAGUUGUAAAUUGCCUUUGCUUUAAAUGUCCUUCACCUCCUGUAUUCACACUCCUCAUUUUGCCUUAUAGAUUCUGCUCUCCAGAAGCAAGUUUGCUCUGGUGCCAGAGGUUACCAAUUCUACCUAGUAAUUCCAACUUCAAAGUCUUCAAUGAUGGUUGAUGCCCGAUUUUUCUGUCUAAUGUUAAUUAAGUCCUGAGGCAUUUUAAACAGAACCUUCAGACAAGCAUCCAUCCAUUUAUUCGUUCUUUCUUUCAUUGGUUGGCCCUUUAAUCAGCAUACAAUUACGGAGCACUUCACUGAAGAAAUUGUGCUAAAGGAGUAAGAGACAUAAUUCCUAAGGAGUAUUUCCAAUGGACUAUUUGGCAUGAGAGCCAAACAGCAACCCCAGCGUAAAGGGAAGUCACUUUUUUUAAUACAUAAACUUAAAAAGGCACAUUUGCAUGCAGUUUUAAGUUGGAGGUACUUGUCAUUGUGGAAAGCUGGGGGUCUCUAACAUAGCCACCUUCAGCAAAAGAGAAGUUAAUUGUAAUGGCGUGCAUACCAGUGCUUGGUUUUCUGCCCAUGGCAUGCAUGCGUUAAAUUGUGCAAGGUCAGAAAAAAGCAUAGCGUAUACUUUUAAAGAAACGUACAAUAAUAUAAACUUAAAUGCAUAUCGUGAUUAUGAAUCAUUCUUCUAAGUUAUAUAAAGAAUAUCACCAAAAAUGCUAUGGAUUAGAAAUAUAUUUGAGAUUCACAGUGAAAGAUUCGAUUAUCUUUUGACUGUUGUACAGUAAUGCCACUUAGGUAGUAUUGUUUCCAAGCAUGGUGCUUUUUCUACUUGAAAGAUAUUUUUUUGCUUUUAUUUUUUAUUGAUAUAAUUAUAUUUGCACAAAUGACUUUCUGGAGAAAAGAAUUAUAGAUGACAUUUUUUCUAUAUGUAUUUAUUAAGCUUGGAAUCUGGUAGUCCAGUGUUUUCUUUGCACAAAGAUGAAGCUUGACGAAGUUUAUCAAGAAAUCUUGAGUUCCUGACGGUGUCUAGCUGCGUUAGUGUCUUCCUUCCUUUUUAGUAAGGCUUAAAAAGUUGCACAUCGCUGAUUUUCCAUUGUGAACUCAGUGAAGACUUAGAAGGCCACCCAACCUGUAAGAAGUUUUAAAGAUGCAA
This is a messenger RNA of Loxodonta africana (African savanna elephant), 4479 nucleotides long. RefSeq names its product leishmanolysin like peptidase (gene LMLN). The record is from RefSeq and is a predicted model, not a curated record. NCBI's taxonomy places the organism in Eukaryota, Metazoa, Chordata, Mammalia, Proboscidea, Elephantidae. Gene Ontology annotation, biological process: cell adhesion; proteolysis. Gene Ontology annotation, molecular function: metalloendopeptidase activity. The transcript is spliced from 17 exons. The coding region runs from base 1 to 2079 and encodes 692 amino acids. Gene Ontology annotation, cellular component: cytoplasm; membrane.